This is a messenger RNA of Pezoporus flaviventris, 1859 nucleotides long. RefSeq names its product lipase member M-like. The record is from RefSeq and is a predicted model, not a curated record. Gene Ontology annotation, biological process: lipid metabolic process. Gene Ontology annotation, molecular function: hydrolase activity, acting on ester bonds. Lineage: Eukaryota; Metazoa; Chordata; Aves; Psittaciformes; Psittacidae. The transcript has 10 exons. The coding region runs from base 313 to 1521 and encodes 402 amino acids.
AGAAGAAUCCCCCAGGUCCUUGCUAAGUAUCUUACCCACAGGUUAGACGCCUCUUUACCUCUCCUCCAAGAUGCAAUUUAGUCAUUCAGAAUGUCAUGCAAAGGUGCUGUUUAUCAUAAAAUAACUCCACUCCUUAAAUACUGCCAAAUCAGCACUUAAACAUGCUCUCUCAUACGUCCAGACAUCACAUAGCACUCUACUGCUGCUCCUUUUAUUGGCAAAGGUUUCUGCCAGUCAAUCACUCUGCUAGUGGAGACAGACUAGGAACUGCAACAGAAGACACAAUCAAGGCAGUCAAAGUGGAGCCCCAAGAUGUGGUGCCUCCUCAUGCUGCUCUGCUCUCAAGCAAUUGCCUUUUCAGCAGGAUUCACAACACCCUCCACUCUGAACUCAGACAAAAGCCAGUUCAGGAAGCCUCAUGACCCCGAAUCCUUUAUGAAUGUUAGUGAAAUUAUCAGAUAUCAUGGAUACCCCAGUGAGGAAUACGAAGUUACUACAGAGGAUGGGUACAUUCUUAGUGUUUUCAGAAUUCCUGCUGGGAGGAACAGCCAAAAUACAGGAAAAAAGCCUGCAAUCUUGCUACACCAUGGUACUUUAGGAGAUUGUAUUCACUGGAUUUCUAACCUGCCUAACAGCAGCUUGGGCUUCAUCCUCGCAGAUGCUGGCUAUGACGUCUGGUUGGGAAACAGCCGAGGAAACACCUGGUCUUUAAAACACAAGACCCUUAAGCCCUGCCAGAAAGAGUUUUGGCAGUUCAGCUUUGAUGAGAUAGGUAAAUACGAUGUUCGAGGAGAGCUGGACUUCAUAAUGAAUAAAACCGGUCAGAAGGAUGUAUAUUUUGUUGGUCACUCAGAGGCUGGAACUGCAGGCUUUAUAGCAUUUGCCACUUAUCCUGAAUUGGCUCAAAGGGUUAAAGUGUUCUUCGCUUUGGGACCAGUAGUCACAACCACAUAUGGUACCAGCCCUCUGGUAACACUUACUCGGUUUCCCCAGUUUCUGAUCAAGUUAUUCGCUGGCUGCAAAGGAGUUCUUCGCCAGAAUGAACUGCUGAAACCACCUCUGGUAUGGAUCUGUGAAUCUCUGGGAAAAUUUUGUGGCAGUGUCUUAGGCUUCGUAGCUGGGGACAAGGUACAAAAUCUGAACACGAGUCGAAUAGAUGUGUAUGUAGGACAUUAUCCUGCUGGAACUUCAGUACAGAAUGCUCUUCAUUGGCAUCAGGUAAUAUAUGCAGACCAAUUGCAAGCUUAUGACUAUGGCUCUAAGGAAAACAUGAAGAAAUACAACCAGCCUACUCCUCCUGUGUACAAGAUAGAGGAAAUAAACACCCCAAUUGCUGUCUGGAGUGGUGGACGGGACAAAUUUGCAGAUCCAAAAGACACGGCAAAGCUGCUUCCUCGGAUUAAAAAUCUCAUUUAUCAUGAGCAUUUUCCUUCUUGGGGCCAUCUUAGUUUCAUCUGGGGCCUUGAUGCACCUCAGAAAAUGUAUCGAAAAAUCAUUGAACUGCUAGAAAAAUAUCCUUAAAGCUUCACACACAGGGAAUUCAAUCACUCAGUAAAAACCCCCAAAGAUUUCUGUUUAGUGGUAGAAUACGGGUAUAGGGAUUGGUAUAGGUAUUUACAAGCCACUGCUGGUUGGUUUGCAACUUUCUAACAUUGUUUUCCACGGUGUUACAUUAUCUUGGUGACUGCAGUCUCUCUGAAGAAGUUGAGGUACAUGGGGAUGACCACUGAAAUGACAAACAUAUUAGAAGGAAUACUUCAUGGAUUACUUCGUUUGGAAGAUUUUUAGGACUGAUUUUAUUACAACUCAGAUUUCAUUUUUUCUUCCCCUGUACAUCAAUACCACAUACUACACCAGAG